Diachasma alloeum is the source of this 618-nucleotide messenger RNA. RefSeq names its product keratin, type I cytoskeletal 9. NCBI's taxonomy places the organism in Eukaryota, Metazoa, Arthropoda, Insecta, Hymenoptera, Braconidae. The coding region runs from base 1 to 618 and encodes 205 amino acids. The record is from RefSeq and is a predicted model, not a curated record. The transcript is spliced from 3 exons.
AUGUCUCAAUUUUGCAUUCUUAUUCUUGUGAUUGCGGGUGCUAGCGCACGUCCGACGACUUAUUAUUUAGGGAGAAAUAAUUAUGGAUUUGAAGUGGCGUCACUCAGCGAGCCAUUAGCAGCUGGAAGUGCACGUGUGGAUAUCGGAAAGCUUCCGAAAAAUUCGGCGGGUAAAACUGAAGAGUCGGGAUACCACAAAGAAUUCGGAACUGACGCAGACGGCGAAAAGGGCUUCGAAUCAGGUACUUAUGCCCAUGGCCAAAAUGGUUACAAAGAACUUGACACAUUCCACAAACAAAUUGGGGAUAAAUACGGAUUCGAAGAGCAUUCAGAAUUCGGAUACGGUAAGGGACAAGAAUCUGGUGGAGAACAAGCUCAUGCUCAGGAGAAGAGCGACGAUGCCGAGGAAGCAGGCACAAGCGCCGAGUCAUAUUACGUAGGUGGAAGCUCCUCCGGAGAAUACUUGGGCGGUGGUGACAUUUAUUCUGGUGGAGAUGGUGGUAAUUAUAAUGAGUAUUCUACUGGAGGCAGUGGCGAAGGCGCAUAUUCCGAGUCUAGCUCCUACUCGACGGGCUCCAACGACGGCGAUAAAUCAGGCAGUGGUGAAUAUUAUUACUGA